Neoarthrinium moseri is the source of this 1032-nucleotide messenger RNA. RefSeq lists its product as uncharacterized. The record is from RefSeq and is a predicted model, not a curated record. Lineage: Eukaryota; Fungi; Ascomycota; Sordariomycetes; Amphisphaeriales; Apiosporaceae. The transcript has a single exon. Bases 1 to 1032 code for a protein of 343 amino acids. Gene Ontology annotation, molecular function: 2-oxoglutarate-dependent dioxygenase activity.
AUGGCCAAGCAGCUGCCCGUGAGCUGCUUCUCCUGGGGACUUCAACGCAUCACGUUGAGGCACCGAAUCUCGCAACUCGGCAACCAUGAUGUUAGCCCCAAUGUGCGCCGAGCAGCAAGUACGGUGCCGAUCUGCUCUGAUGGCGUCGACCUUGAUGAGUUCCGCCGAACAGCCUUCAUCCCAGGGUCACCGUUGCUCAUUCGCGGAUCACUCCCCCUUCCGGCAGUGAGGACGUGGUUCGACCACCAUGAAGACCAACACAUUGGCUCUCUCAGUCGGCACAUCACCGACUUUGCCUCAUGUAUAUUCCCCUAUGAGCUGGUGAUACAGCAAGCCGCAGGCCAGAUCAGCCCGUACAGCAGAUUCCAAGGCUGGUUACGUGGACAGCAUCCCGAGCUCAGCCAUUUGCUACCUGACGCCCCUGACCUGGGGCGCGAGGCACCAAACCGACAUUCCACAUUCCACCAACUGCAUGCACCUCUUUUGCUUCUCAUGAAAGCCAUCGAGUACAAUGAAAGCCAGGGCAACACCGACUGUCGGAUCAAGCAGCUUUACAUAGCACAAUCCCAACUGAACGAGCUUCCGCAGGCUCUACAAGACGACUUGCCUGCCCCUGAACUUGUCCGACAAGCUGGUAAAGGCGACGUCUACGAUUCUAGCAUCUGGCUUGGCUUGGAACCGACCUACACGCCCUUGCACCGCGAUCCCAACCCCAACCUAUUCCUGCAGAUGCUAAGCGCCAAGACUGUCAGGCUGCUUCCACCUAAUCGCGGCCAGCGACUCUAUGCCCAGGUCCAGAAAGGGCUCGGAGCCAUGGGAAACUCCCGGUUUCGAGGCUCGGAGAUGAUGCAGGGCCCGGAACGCACUGCAUUAUACGAAGCCGUCUGGGGCCCCGGUGCCACGGAAGACAUCUUGGAGGCCAAGCUUCAAGCCGGUGACCUCCUAUUCAUCCCCAAAGGCUGGUGGCAUAGUGUGCUCAGUGCCUUCGACGAUGGGCGCCUCAACGCGUCAGCUAAUUGGUGGUUCCGAUGA